GGGAGCUCAGUUCCGUGGCUCGCUUCCUUUAGCACAGUCGUGUUGUCUAGGCACUCCCGAUAUAAGACUAUCUAGUAUAUCUAGCUCUUUUUGAUUUGAUUUUAUUUAUUUUUAUUUUUUUCGCAGUUCAAAGAAUAGUGUACUGACCGGGUUAUAAGCCUUGUGACUGGUCUAUGUAUAACAACCGACGGUGUGUGUGUGUGCAUGUGUGUGGCUCUCUGUUCUAUAUUGGCGACUGUACAAGACGCUGAGCAAGUGGCAAACGCUACGUCCGCGGUACUUGUCAUUCUCUGUAUGCUUCUCUGUAAACGUUUAACAUUCGGCUUGCGUCGCCUUGACCACUGGGCUUCUGCGGUGCUCCAUCUAUAAGGUGCGAAAGAGUGAGCGCGGGCUUUUGGCAGAAGAAGAGAAGAAUUGGCUCAAAACUACAAAGAACUACUGGAGGCCGGUGCUUUUAGGCCGACUGAACAAAGUGACUGAAUAUAGCUCGCCAGACUCCCUUUUACCCUUUCAAGGCGAUUUAUGUCGCCUAUAGACCUUUUUAAUAAAUUGAUCGGCAUUUCUCUCUCGUUUUUUAUUUGAUUUUUUAGUUUAUUUUUUUUUUUUUUGUGCGUUUUUUUUUCUUCUUCCCGGCGUUCUCAAUCUUCUAUUAAAGCGCCUCCCAUUCGAUUAAGGCUUGUACGUGCCUUGAGGAUGAAGCUCGGCCAGCUUCUGGACUUGGUCUACGUUCAACUUGAGAGCCCGAUAACUUUGCCGGAAGAGAAAGUACAUCGCUGCAGCCUGGUAGUGAGGAAAUAGGAACUAUCUGUCCACGUCUGACAUGUCCGACAAGCUUGCUGCGCAAAACUGUUUUUAAAGGAAACCCGUCCAAACGAACUAUCGACUGUCCAAUAGUCAACUGGGGCCCCGUUUGUCUAUAAACUAAACAAACAACAGUGUUGUGUUUCAAACGGGACAAACCAACUACGACCCAUGGUGCAAAGUGCACAUUAUGUCCUGUAGAGGAAAACUGCGAACAACAAACGCGAACACACCAAGGCUCUUCACUUCUACGCCUCGUUCUAUAUCUUCGCUCUUCGCAUCUUUUGCUCUCUGCUCGCCUCUUCUUUACUCCGUUGGCUCUGUCGUCUGAAAAUGGAGUGGUUCGGAUUAGUCUUUUUCCUGUGCUCAGCUUCCGGACAUCUUAGCUCGGUCUCGUCCACCAGCAACUCACUUUAUGGUUCAGGGGAUUUAAUUCCCGUAAAAGGAAGGGGCUCCAACCCUGCCCAAGAACACGAGGGACCGCAACCUUACUUCGACGUUGAUUUCCAGCGUAACGUAACCGCCAUUUCAACUCAGACAGCAUUUCUCCACUGCAGAGUCAAGGAUUUGGGAGGGAAAGCUGUAUCUUGGAUAAGACAGCGAGAAUUAAAUGGAAUCAUUCGACCCGUGAUAUUGACAACAGGCUUAUUUACAUACACUUCUGAUCAACGAUUCAGCGUGUUACAGCGUGCGAUGUCCGAGUAUUCACGAACGGAUGAGAGCCUAACAGAUUGGGUUUUGCAGAUUAAAUUCGUUCAGCCCCGAGACUCAGGAAUCUACGAAUGUCAAGUCAGCACUGAGCCCCGUAUAUCGGAAAAUUUUUACCUGAACGUUGUUGAAUCUAAGGCGAAAAUGAUUGGUUCCUCGGACAUGUAUGUUAAACAAGGCAGCACGCUAAGCCUAACCUGCCUAGUUACCCAAGCAGUGGAACACGCAACAAUUUUUUGGUAUCACGAUUUAAGUGUUAUUGAUGACAGUCAAGUAGUUGUUCGAAUAGACCAACACUUCGACUCCUCCAUAUCCACACUUACCAGUCGCCUGCGUAUAAGCAACUUACAGUCAACUCAUUCGGGAAACUACACAUGCCUAACAACGGCUGCUGACCCAGCAUCGACUAUGGUUCAUGUCAUAAACGGUGAACAUCCAGCUGCCAUGCAACAUGGUAAUACAGGAAUAUCACUACUACUUCAGGAUUCAAGUUGUUGGACACCAAUAAUUUCACGAAUAUUCAUUGAACUAUUUGUAUCUGUUUUAACGUACAAUUAUUAUAGAUAAUGCGAUUUUGUUUGAUUUUGGAAAUAACAAAAUGUGAAAUAUCCAGUUCUCUGUAUAAUUAAUUUCGGCUGCCUCCUUGACACCAACUGUCCCAGCUGUAUUCGUAAUGUACGACACAUUAUUUCUCCAUUCUGUAUUAUCGUUUCUUUGUAGCCAUAAUAAAGCUGGAAUUGAAAGUGGA
Messenger RNA from Daphnia magna, 2257 nucleotides. RefSeq names its product zwei Ig domain protein zig-8. Lineage: Eukaryota; Metazoa; Arthropoda; Branchiopoda; Diplostraca; Daphniidae. The transcript has 6 exons. The record is from RefSeq and is a predicted model, not a curated record. Gene Ontology annotation, cellular component: neuron projection membrane. Bases 1135 to 2076 code for a protein of 313 amino acids. Gene Ontology annotation, biological process: synapse organization.